CCACCCAUUCCUCUAAAGCUAUCUAUAUCUUCAAGUUCAAUUGGCUGAAAAUAAACUUUCAGAAGCUAGAGUUUUCGGGUUUUCGUUCAAGAUUUCGAUGGCAGGUAUUGCAUACGGAAUCAACAAGCUUGCCGUUGGCCCAGGUGAAGCUCGACGCCGAUCACUACAACCUCAAACUACUCCAGACACCAACAACAACGACGCCAAUAAUCCCGACACCGACAAAAUUGAUACCAACAACAUCGACACCAAAAAAACCGACACCGACACCGACAGUGGCAGUAACAGUGAAAGUUCUGAAGAGUUCGGUUAUGUGAAUUCAGCGAAACAAGAUAUCAAAGGUCUUACCAAUCUAACUGGGUAUGUGAAAGGCAACGCCAAUGGGGUCAUCAACUUUGGCACCUUGACAGCCUCCGAUCCUAAUGUCGAACCAUGAACAUCAAUAAAGCUGCAUGCAACUUAAUAAGGAUAACCUAUGCUGCUGAUGGUGCCUAUAGAUUGUUUUCAUAUGUUUUACACGCCAAAACCAUCAUUAUAGGAAUAAAAUGGAGCAUGGGUGUACGAUCAUUAUAUAAGUUCAAAACAUGUUGUUAUUCAAUAAAAUAAAUUGAAAGGAGGUUUACAUAA
This is a messenger RNA of Vigna radiata var. radiata (mung bean), 627 nucleotides long. RefSeq lists its product as uncharacterized. The transcript has a single exon. Bases 98 to 436 code for a protein of 112 amino acids. Lineage: Eukaryota; Viridiplantae; Streptophyta; Magnoliopsida; Fabales; Fabaceae. The record is from RefSeq and is a predicted model, not a curated record.